UCAUAAAACUUUUAUGAAGGAAUUAGGGAACAGUACUGGCUUAACAAUACAGAGAAAAUUAUUUGAUAAUAGACAUUCAUGUUAUAGCAACAAGUAACAAGAGAAAAAGCAAGUUUGAUAUGCACUCGAUCUAGCCUACUCCUUCCAUUCUCUGCUAGUAAAACUAUGUUUAAAAUGUUUAAAAUAUUAACUUGGAAUAUACUUUUUAGCAACUUCUAAAGGUUCAGUAAUUUCCUUUAAGUUGGCACUCAGCACAUUUACAAAAAAACAAAAAAGAAAAAGAAUUCACCCAAGGACAGGGAAAGUUUCCCUGCAGCUGCUCUGACCGUGGAACUGUUAUCCUCAGAUGACAAUGAAGAAAUCUUUGAACCUGUUCAUGCCCAUGAAAAGAAUGUUUGCUUUUAACAAUGUUAAAUGUAAUUCUUACAUUUUUUGCACAACAUUCUUUGAGACUCCACCAUUUAUCAUACAUGUGCAAAAUUUGUAGUUAAUCUUCAAACCUUUUGCAUGAUCAUUGGAUGAUAUUUAUUUGUAUACCUGCAUUACAUUUUUUUACAGAAACGACUUGAAAUGAUCAGUUUUAUUUGUUUUAAUAACACUCUUUCUUGUAAAAAUCUAAAGUAUUGUUCUUUAACGCUGGUAACCCAAUAACCUAUAUAGUUUUUAUUUAUUUUGUUUUUAUUUGUUCAACUUUUCUUGUUUUAUUCGUCUGUUAUAUUUACCUGGAUGUUUUUAGUCCUUUUGUUUUGUAUCCUGUAGUAGUGAAAUAAAGUUUUAGGAAGAAAAAAAUCAUUUCCGCUGGAGUUGCGCACGCGCAUUGCUGAGGUUUUCAUGGCGGCGCCCGUCGAAGGAAAACAUGCAACUGUGACUUCAAACUGGUAAAACUGUGGUGGUUGAGGUGUUUUUCCAACAAGAAGAAGCUGAAAGAGCAGAAACACAAGCGUGACAUCGACCGCGUGAGGACUGCAGUCUGAGACCUGUGUUGCAAAUCAUUCAGAAGGACACACGCACAUCAGUAAUCUCUGCUUAAAACAGCAUGUUGGUUCUUCGGGAAACAGAUUUUUGUGGUUUAUUUGUUUCAGUUUGACGGAGUCACUGAUGUUUCACUAAAAUGAAAGCUAUCAACAAAGAGGAGACUUUUCACCGUGUCGUGUUGAAGAACGCUUCACCGCACCACUACAUGAAAGUCCACCUUGAACUGGAGGAUAACUCAAACAGAUUGAGUGCAGUAGAGCUGAAACACUUCAUCAUCGCAGGCCUGAAGAAUCUUCAUGGAGAGGUUGGAGCAGCGUUGAACUUUGAUGUGUUGAAGUAUGAUGAAGGAAGUCUGACGGCUCUUCUGCGUGUUCACAGCAGUGGUUUAGUGAAACUGUGGAGCUCCCUGACUCUGCUCGGCUCUUAUCAGAACCAGAGCUGCGCCUUCAGGGUGCUGCAGGUGUCUCCGUUCCUGUUGGCGCUGACAGGAAACAGUCGUGAGCUGCAGCUCCACUGAAGCGGGAGCUGCUUCUGGUUUGAGUGCAGCCAUGUGGAGAAACAUCAUCAAACUCGGUUUGUCUUCUGUCGCGGCGGCUCGUCCUCACAACCGGCUGCUCCACGUCGGACAGCGAGCUUCCCUCACCAAAACGUUCUCCUUUCGCCACGUCGAGCUAUUCGCCGAGCUCACAGGCGACACCAACCCGCUGCAUGUGGACCCAGCAUACGCCAGCACCACCUCCUUUGAGACGCCCAUUGUGCACGGCGUCCUCAUCAACGGGCUGAUCUCGGCCGUGCUCGGCACCAAGAUGCCCGGCCCCGGCUGCGUCUUCCUGCACCAGGAGAUCCGCUUCCUGGCACCACUUUACGUUGGAGAGGAGGUGCUGGCAGAAGCAGAGGUGUUCAAAAUCAAGAUGUCGUUCGCCUUCAUCUCUGUGAGGUGCUCUGCUAAGGACAAAGUGGUGAUGGAGGGGGAGGUCAUGGUGAUGAUGCCUGUGGAGCAACAGCAUCAGGGAAAGUGACUGGAGGACAUCCAGAUGCAGCAGAUUUUGGUUUCAAGUUUGGUUUUAAAUGAGGUCUAAAGACGCGUGUCAGUCGUCUAGCUGAAUUUUUGUUUUUCUUCAUUAGAAAAAGUUAUUUUUCUAACUUUUCAAGUUUGAUCACAUUUUAGAAUUUGUAAUUACACCUCAGCAUGCUCUUUGUCUUUUGGUGAUUAAAGUUAUUGUAUAAAAAUAA
Oryzias latipes (Japanese medaka) is the source of this 2208-nucleotide messenger RNA. Lineage: Eukaryota; Metazoa; Chordata; Actinopteri; Beloniformes; Adrianichthyidae. The record is from RefSeq and is a predicted model, not a curated record.